Molecule: messenger RNA, 1551 nt
Organism: Truncatella angustata
Lineage: Eukaryota; Fungi; Ascomycota; Sordariomycetes; Amphisphaeriales; Sporocadaceae
Exons: 5
Coding region: 1-1551 (516 amino acids)
Source: RefSeq, a predicted model, not a curated record
AUGACGUCUCUACUACCUGAACCCGAGAUCUGGCAAUUAGCCCCGCCAUGGCGUGGCGAGAAAAGGACGACUACAGUCCGAAGACAGUACCAACAGAGGACUCCAUCCCCAUCGAAGCCUUCUCCGUCCGCCAGGGAGGUGCAAUAUGAUUUCAACAGUAGUGCACCGGUCACGCCUAGAGCUGUGAUCGACCCUCCUCGUCUGGCAAAGGAGGGUUUCGAAUGGGUCUGGUUCCCCGAAGGAUACUGGGCGGAGAGGGAGCGUGUUGACUUCAUCUCAAACGCAAAGUUCAACCUCAAAUGGCGCAAUAGAUCUCAGAAGUCGAGCUCAGGACAAACAGAAAAAAGCGGCAGCGGUGACCGUUUCAGUCCCACAGACAAUUUGCACCAUCUGAAUCCAAAGGACCCGAUUAGUCGAGCGGCAAUGCUGGGAAGCAAUGCUCCACUGCCAAGUCCAUUUCUGAGCGAAGCCGAUCAUGUACUCUCCUUGCAACGACCGAGUUUGGAAAGAGGUACGAGCGAAGAAUCGAAGUUUACUGACAGUCCGUGGGUACUCAGCAGAGCGGCCAUGUAUGCUGGCAAGGUGAUCACAAGUAGCCCUUUGUCUUUGACCCACGAAUCACCACUGUAUAGAUCCUCAAACGAGACGACACGACCCGCCACGGUUAAUCGGGCAACUUCUAUCCAGCCAACAGAGAACUUAGUCAAGAAGAGCCCUAUGCCAUCCCCUUUCCAAACCAUGAAAUCCAUCAUGGGCCUAAAACCUAAAACCAAAGAGCACAAAUUGAAGCGCCAUCCCACAAACACCAGCAAUUAUACGGCCUCGACGAUAGCAGGUGCCACUUCACAACUUGAAAAUCACAGUCACGGUGGAAUCACACGAGUUCCGUCCUUGCUGCGCGACCGUGACGACGCUGGGAGCCCUUCGAAUGGCCACAAGUCGCGUCAACGCAAGCUCUUUGGGCUUGCACCAUGGCAGCGCAGAUUCUCGAAAGAGUCGGUCGAGAGCGUCUCCAGUUCGAUUCGAGAGAUGAUUCGUGGGCACACGCCGAAUUCGUCUCCAGCCUCGGACUUCCUGACAAUUAAAAGUUGCAGACCUGAUGAUCGCGACGAGAUGUAUCCAGGAAACGAAGCAAGACGUAUCAGGACACCUCCUCUUCGGACUCCUUUCAGGGAAGCGGGUGUUGCCUACUCGUUCUUCACGGAAACUAUACCUCCCGAUGCCAACAAUCGUGCUCCCGUACCUCCUAGAGCCGUGGAGCCUCCUAAAUUGAAAACGGCGGAGGAAGUUACCGGAUCUCUCCACCAACAGAAGCUAAAACCUCGUGAGUGGUGGGAAGUACCUGCGGCUACGCUUCGCUGGGAGCGUAUGGGUCGGAAGCCAUUCGAGUUUAAUCUACCAGAGCAUCUGCCGACGAGCCCCAUGUGUCCGGCAAAUAAGAAAUACAAGAGCGGCGGUACGGAAGUCUGCGUGUAUCACGGUCGCAGAAAGAGGAGCAGCCAACUGGAGACCAGUGAUGGUGAGGAUUCUUUACCGAGGUCGAGACGCUGA